GGCAUCUUGUCAACAGUAGUUUGGAAGUGUUGCUCAUAUGUGUAGUGUGCGAUAUUUGUAGCGAAUAAGUGAUGGUACUGUCCUCCUCGCAGCAGGUCGUGAUGGCGUUCACCGCCGUUCUCCUGGUGUUCGUGUUGUUUCCGCGUAUGUUCGGAAGCGGCAGCCGGGAGAGUCAGUCAUUCGACCCGCGGAUCAGCAGGAAAGGUCCUGGUCCGAGUCUCGGUCCUGGCAGCAUGAAGAGUCAGCAGCAAGUCCACAUGAAUGGAGCACCACCCAAAUCUCAGAAUGGGGAGAACAUGCAUCAGAUGAAGAAACUGAUGGAGCAAGAGUUGAAGAGUGAAAAAUUCAAAUCCAACAGCAACAAGGGCUACGUCUUCACGCUCAUGCCCAUAUACGCCAUCGGUGUCGGACUUUUCGCUGCUUAUAAGUUCCUGAAGAUAAAGUCUGCGAGUGACUCUGAAGCUCAGAAAGCAAAAACAGCUCGAGGAGUGAAGAAAUCCGAGGAGACAGAGAAUCAACUGAAUGAGUUGGAGCUGAGGCUAGCUCAGACAGAGAAGAUGCUCAACUCUAUUCUGACUCAACUGGACCCGCUCACAAACUGUGUGAAGUCUGUUGCCAUGGAGCAGAAGAACGAGAUCAUGUCGCAGCUGCAGUGUAUCCGGCAGCUAAUGAAGAAGAGAGGCAUGGAGUGUCCAAACAUCAGGAUAGAAGAGCCAGCAUGCCAACGCAAUCUCGACAAACUCAUCGAGACUUUGGCUGCCGCUGAAGAGCUCCCAGAAACGGUGCUGGAAUCUCAAACGGAUAAUGAAACAAAGUCACAUAAUCACAAACCUCUCCAACCUGACUCCGAGGAAGAGCAGGAGCACGCCGAGGAAGAGGCUGAUAAUGAGAGUGACUCUAGUAUGCCCUCCCUCGAGGACACCGCUGACGUCAGUGAUGAUGUCACUGUCGCUCAGAAAGUUCCCGACGAUCUGACUGGAGGGUUGCGACGACGCAACAGGCCCGAGUAACUGUAACGAGAAUCGGAUGUACUUUUUUUUAUGUAUAUAUAUAUUUAUUUAUGUAAUGAUGUGAUGAAACCGUUGACAAUAUUCACUGGUUGUACUCCAGUGUUUGUGCAUUAAAUAUUUAGCAUCUACAUAUUUGACUGUGAGGUACUGAUGUCCCAAAGAAAAAGAAGAUGUUUGUCUUGGUAAUCUUUCAUCCUGAAACAGCUGUUUUAAAACCAUAUGAGCCAAUAGCCAAAUAGUUAUUGAGGCGUUGAGUUUCGUGUGUUUUAAACACAGAAAUGCUAAACAUUUCGGAGGUAAAAUGGGUGUUUACUGAAUGUCUGUAUGCUUCGUGUGGUCGAUAUCAUGUGGAUUUCCCUCUGUAUUUCUGUGACGGUUUGCUCAAGGCCGCAGGAAUGUUUACAAGGCAGCUAGUGAUUUAGUUUUUUGCAUAUUUCAUUUGCAUGUUUGUCGUGGUCUAUGCAGGAAAAUGUACACUUAAUGUUGCAUGUGAAUGACAAUCAUGUGUGCAAAACCUUUCGAUUGUGAGGACCUUAAAUAGGACAUUUUUGGCAUUUCUUAAGAGUUCUCUAUUCUGUGUACAAGUCUGUUUGAUGAUGAAUUUUCCCGAACGGUUUGGCCUUGGGACAGCUUUCCUAUUUAGGCUUUUAAGUGCAUUUUUAAGUUUGAAUUAUGCACACAUGAACACAUCUUAGAAAACGUUCAUGCCCGCCUUUGCUGUCUGUGCCAGCUUUUAAAAACAUUUCUAAAAAGCUACUUUUAAAAGCCUCAUAUUUUAUGAAUACAUUUAGCAUCUGUUUAUUUAGAAGUUGGAUAUUUUAGUCCCAGAUUAGCUCUUACGGUGCAUGUUUUUUCAUUUGUUUGCUAAGUGUAUUUCUUUUUUCUUUGAGAGCGAUGAAGUCAUUUAUUGAGUUUAUUUAGGAAAGAAAAGAGAAAUGUUUUGUUGCCAGUCUGAGUGGAUUCCUAAAUCAAGACUUUCAGAAAUAAACGCUGAAUACAGCUACACCAUUCACUCAUAUUUUUAAUUGUUCAAACUUGACAGUCGCUGCUUUUUCGGAUGACGAAGUCAUUAUUUUUAUAUAUCAGACAUUUUGAGAAUUCUGUUGCGUGGCUUUUGAAUCAUGUGAUACUUUGACCUUUAUUUUGUAUCUGCAGGUCACUGUAUAUGAUUGGCAUGUGAUAAUACACUGUGUACUUCCUGUGCUCAUUAUUGUUUGCCUUGUGUGUGAUGUAGCGUGUAGUCUAGCAGAUAAAUAUAUAUAUAUAUAUAUAUUUAUUAUGAAGAACUGUUUAGAGCCUUAAAUAUUAAAUAUGUGUUGUC
Xyrauchen texanus (razorback sucker) is the source of this 2331-nucleotide messenger RNA. RefSeq names its product coiled-coil domain containing 107 (gene ccdc107). Bases 72 to 1010 code for a protein of 312 amino acids. Gene Ontology annotation, cellular component: neuronal cell body; neuron projection; intracellular membrane-bounded organelle. Gene Ontology annotation, biological process: protein localization to cell surface; synaptic transmission, cholinergic. The record is from RefSeq and is a predicted model, not a curated record. The transcript has 6 exons. Lineage: Eukaryota; Metazoa; Chordata; Actinopteri; Cypriniformes; Catostomidae.